CGGGUGUACGUUAAAUGGAUUGAAUUCGAUAUUGUUUUUAUUUGCGCAGAAGUGUUUUGAAGAAGGUGACAAUGGUGGUUAAAGGUUUCGUUUGUUACCUGCAUUAAGUGAUGCGUUAAGCGGAACUGAAUGUGAAAUUUGGGAUUUUUUAGUGUAAAUUGUGAUAGUGAUCACCAUGCCGGGUCUUAUAGGCAUUGGUGAAUUUAUUGAGGAAACUCGUGAGGAUUACAAUUCGCCGACGACUUCCACAUUCGUGUCGCGUAUGCCGCAAUGUCGGCAAACCAUCGGUGCAUUGGAAGAGACCUUGGACUUCGACCGAGAUGGCCUAGCAAAGCUAAAGAAGGCCAUAAAGGCGAUACACAAUUCUGGAAAUGCCCACGUGGACAAUGAGAUGUACCUCUCACGGGCGCUGGAACGCCUGGGCGGGAACGCUCUCAGUAAAGACUCGGAGCCCGACAUCGGAGCUGCAUUCUUCAAGUUCGCUGUGGUCACUAAGGAGUUGUCCGCUCUUAUGAAAACGCUGAUGCAGAACAUAAACAAUAUAGUAAUGUUCCCGGUGGACAGUCUUCUAAAGGGUGACCUCCGAGGCGUCAAAGGCGACCUAAAGAGGCCAUUCGACAAAGCAUCCAAAGACUACGAGUCCAAGUACCUGAAGAUUGAGAAAGAGAAGAAAUCGCAGGCGAAGGAAGCUGGUCUCAUUCGUAGCGAGGUCACUCCCGCGGAGAUAGCAGACGAGAUGGAGAAGGAAAGGAGGCUGUUUCAGUUGCAGAUGUGUGAGUACCUGAUAAAGUUCAACGAGAUAAAGACAAAGAAGGGCAUAGAGUUACUACAGCAUUUGGUAGAAUAUUACCAUGCGCAGACGAACUAUUUCCAAGAUGGACUGAAGACGAUAGAGCAUUUUGGAGUGUAUGUGGCGGAUUUGAGUGUACAACUUCAGAAGAUUCGGCAGCAGCAGGACGACGAGAGGAAAAGAUUGCUAGAGUUGCGGAAUAUGCUGCGGGCAGCUGCUCCGCAGGAUAGGGAGGUAGCGUCAUCGUUAGGCGGUUACUCGCUGCAUCAACUUCAAGGCGACAAGCAACAUGGCGUCACGAGAAGCGGCUAUUUGCUCAAAAAAUCAGAAGGGAAAGUCCGAAGGGUGUGGCAAAAACGGCGCUGCCGAGUCACAGCCGAGGGCUACCUGGACAUCUUCCACGCUGACGAAAACAAACCGCCCGCGAGGGUCAAUCUUCUUACGUGCCAAAUCAAAGUCGCCGCUGAUGAUAAGCGGGCGUUUGAUCUAGUCUCAUAUAACCGUACUUACCACUUUCAAGCCGAGGACGACAGCGAGCAGCGAGCGUGGGCGUCAGUUCUAGUCAACUGCAAGGAAGGCGCUUUAAUGAGGGCCUUCCACCAGCAAGCGGGGGAGAGCAACGACUCGGGGCAUUCGUUGUUGGACCUACAACGGUCCAUUAUAAGGGCUGUGAGGACUAUGCCGGGGAACCAAGUAUGUGCAGACUGCGGGUCUACCAAUGAUCCCACAUGGCUAUCAACAAACUUCGGCGUAAUAGUCUGUAUAGAGUGUUCAGGAAGCCACCGGGAGCUAGGUGUACAUAUAUCCAGGAUCCAGUCUCUUACGCUCGACCGGCUCAGUACAUCGCAGUUGCUCAUCGCGAGGCAUAUGGGCAACCAGAUGUUUAACGAAAUUAUGGAGAAUAUGCUGGAUGAGAGAGACAAGUUGACGCCAGAAAGCUCAAUGGAAGAACGACUAAGGUUUAUCCGAGAAAAAUACGUAUACAGAGCGUGGGCCGCGCAAACGUGUAGAGAUGCGGCAGAAAAACUAUCCGAAGUGGAACACGCAGUCAACAACGGGCACUUACAAAACUUGCUACAAGCGUACGCCGAAGGCGCAGACUUGGCUGCGACACUGCCAUGCUCAGACUGCGGCGAAACGGCGUUACACCUAGCAAUCUCUCGGGAACUGGGCGACGGUUCCUUCCUCCACAUCGUUGAUUUUCUAGUCCAAAACGGAGGCGCCCAACUUCUAGACAAAACCACAUCUUCGGGCAUGACCGCGUUACAUUUAUGUGCGGCGACGGACCGGACGGAGCCUAUGAAGUUAUUGUUAAAGGCGGGCGCGGAUGUUAGCAUUAAAGAUGGGAGUGGGAGGACGGCUUUGUUUAUUGCGAGGACGCUUGGACAUCAUGCGUGUCAGGAGUUGCUGGAAAAUGUGGACAAGCGGGAGAAAAGUAUGUUUGAGAAUAUCAACAUAGAUUGGAAUUUGUCGCAUGACGAUGGCUCGACAGACUUCUCUGAUGACGAUACAGUCAUCGAUGAAAGGCAAAACGGCAGCGUAACGCCCGAAAAGAAAUGCCCGCGCUCGCGGCCGCCUUCAUACGCGGGAGCAGGCGAGCGCGAGCGCGAGCGCUCGGGCGGUGACUCGCCCGUGCUGCGCUCGCGCUCCUCCACCUGCGACUCGUUGCACCACCCGCCCACGCCCCAGCCCGGCACGCUGCCUAGGAAACCUAACGUCUACAACAUCGGCAGCCUGAAGAAGCGCUUGGCGCCGCCGCCGCCCGCCGUGGCACUGCAGCACCCGCCGCCGCACCCGCGCUCCACGCCCUCCCCGUCCGCAGACAGCACGCGCUCGUUACACUUAUCCCACGGCGCCACGAAGUCGCGUCCGGCGCAGCCGCCGCCGACGCCGCCGCCGGGCUCGCUGCUCAACGGCGCGCACCGCGACGAGCCCACGCCGCCGCCGAGGAAGAAGAAAAAUAGAUUGCACCUGGAUAAGGCGAAAGCGAAACUGAGAAGGGAAUGUUCUAGUCAAGACUCAUCACUGGAGCUGUGCGACAUGUCGGACGGGUUAGACGACAGUCGGCUCGGCGCGUUGUCGUGCGACAGCUCAAGGUCGCGCGAGCGCGGGCGACGGAGCGACAGCCGGUCAUUGGACAUUUCGGAUACUUCUAGUGUGCAUUCGAGGUCGCCAUCCGCUUCUAUUACCAUGAUGUGUGUGGGCACGCGCCGCUGCCGCGCGCUGUACGACUGCUCGGCCGACAACGAGGACGAGCUGUCCUUCCGCGAGGGCGAGGUCAUCGUCGUCAUCAACGAGCGCACCGAGGACGACAACUGGAUGGAGGGACAGGUCGAGGGCACCCCGCGGCGCGGCAUGUUCCCCGUCUCCUUCGUGCACAUGCUGCCUGACUAGGCGGGAAAGAGACCGAUGUACGUUUGAUACUUAGUCGCUACAACCUGUAGCUGUUUCUUUUAACACGCCAAGUGCAAUCUAAAAUGCUAAGCUCUAUUUGAAUGUUCAUUCGAAUGUGUACCUUAUUAAUCAAGGAUAAGGUAUACAGUCGAGUUUUCAAACGAUGGAUUAUAAUCAGUUGAUAUGUAUGUUUGUAUUAUGUAUACCGAGCGUAAUCAUACAUUAUUUAUGGGAUUUUUUUGUGCAAUAAUUGUGCUUGAAAAUACAAAUGAAACUAAAAAUAAUUUCAAGUAACGUGCAUGACUUAUUCGGAUUAUGUAAAUAGUUUUAUUUAAAUAAUCAACAACCGUACAGGCCAAAGAAUAUUUCACGGUACGAAACGCAUGCAAUACACAUUUUUAGCUUAAAUAGCAUUGGCCGUGUUUAAUGUGGAUAUAUUGUGUUCCUUUUAAAUUUUUUGAAUAAGAAUAGCACUGAGAAAGGUCCAUGCAAUGUCUCGUAAACGUGUCGUGUCAUACUUCCGUGGUAAAUAAAGUGGGUAAAUUACACUAUACGAUAAACCAGGGCCCGGUGUAAAGGGACCUAAAGCACAUAAUAAAUAAUAGUACUAGGUACAGAAAGUUCACUUUCUAACAAAACGCGUCUAUUACGAUUACGGCAGAUAAGACCGCUAGGUGGCGAAAGCGCGAGAAGGCGUCCGUUCCGUAGCGGUGCGCGGCGACUACUAUGGCUAGACACCAAAAUUGGUGUGGGCCGCAUGUACUUGUAGCGACGCGACGCAAUAACGGAGUGAGCCACGCUUGCCUAAAGGCUUUACCAAGCAGGCUUUUAAGCCCGGUUCAUAAAUACUGCCUCUGGUACAUCGUGUAGAGUAAUAACCCUGUAGUUUUGAAAUCGUACGUGACUGUGUACAUUUUUAAAGUAUUCAGGAGUGAAUAAAAAUUAAUUGAUAAAUAUUGUCUGACGUCAUUUUGCUUGUAAUUCAGGCAGUUUGACUUGUCUGUAUGUGUGUUACACGCUCUGUAAGCGUAUGCUUUUUUUUAUUCUCGUAGGCGGGCCCAAUCUUUGUCAUUUCGUACUGAGCAUCUUGAAUAUAACAAGUAAAUCAUGACAUCGAUCAUUUCAUUACAUUUACGACGAUAAAGUCGUUAAAAAUAUUAAACCCCAUUUUCGGCCCCAUCGAGAUUGAAUAAAAAAAAAUCCCUCCUCAGUCUAUAACGUUUGAAAAUAUAUAUUUCAAAUAUGAAGGUCCUAGUUUCAAGGGAUUAGAGGCUGUGAGUUUUCUGUCAAUAUUUAGGUAAUGGGUGAUAAAUAGGUUUUACUUCUUAUUUGCCGGGGACCAUAAUUUGUCUAACAAAUACCUACGAAAUAUCAAGGUGAAGGGCGAGCCGUUGUGAAUGAGAUUAUCUCACAUAUUAAACUAUAGUCUGCAAAUUUGGCCUAAACGCUAUUCAUUUCCAACUCUAUGAGCUUAUUUUAAGUCUGGCAUGUUUUCAUACUCUGAUCGUAUAUGAUAUAUAUACACUGUUAAAAUAGUUUCGAAGAUAAUUCAGCUGUUAAAUCCUGUACCGCACAGUACCGCACAGUUGUUACUUAUUCUAACACAAUAAAAUAUACAAUUGCAUGAGUUUUAAAUGGUUGUUCCUGGAUACUAGCGCAGCGGUGUUAUCAAGACCAGUAUCUUACAGGGCUUAGAUAAACUCUGCACACCAAUUUAUAAUCAAUGUGAUAUGUCACUCAAUACCAUUUAUAUAGUAGUCAUUGUUUUUAUACAGGCAUUUUAAUACUCAUACAUUUGAACCAUUCCAAUUUUAAUACUUUGAACUGACAAGUUCUCAUGAAAUUAGUGCGUUAAGUUUUAAAAUUGCCUAAAUUUAAACUCGCGAAGCCGUUAUUAUUAUAGCUUUAUAUUGCUCUGAUGACGACAUCGAGGACCUAUUUCAUAUAAAUAUAACUAUAGUCUGACGUAAUAUUUUUUAGGGGCAAGUGAUGAAAAUCAUCUAACUCUUGUCUUAUAUUCAGGGAAAACGGCAGGAUUAUUUUAACUGAUGAUUUUAUAUGAAACAGGCCCAAGUACUGUAAGUUUUGCCAGUAGGUAGUCCGUCCCUUCGCGGCUUUGUUUACUUCCGAAACUUAAGUUUCGCGAGGGCUUUUGACAGAUUUUUUUCAAAUUUCCAACUUUGGAAUUGUAAUACUAAUUACAAUAAUUGACUUACGUAGCUUAGUAGUACUUCUUUUGUCAAACAUUUUUCGACGUUAAAAUAGCUUGUUCGAGGUGUUAUUGAAAAACUUAAGUUAGUAACUAUUGAACCAAUAUAUAUUAAGAAUUAGAAAAGUCUAGGAUGUGAGACUUCAGCAGUUAAAAGGCAAUAAAUCAAAGCACCAGGAAAAAAUCAAGUCAAUGAAAAUAGUUCUUUAGAAUUAGUUAGUAAUUUAACUAAUAUGUGUAGUGAGUAACUUAAGCUUCCUGUCUCGAAAUCAACUAAACCCGAUUACAAUACGAAACUGUAGUGUGUUCGAUAUAAUUCAGAUAGAGAUUUGCCAAAAACUAUGUGAUGAGUAGUGGAAAAUGAUAUCAGUUACAAACUUCGGACCAGUGACUGUUUGUUAUCUAGUUUGUUCUUGUAGAAUAUUGAGGUGUCUUAGAUUGUUGGUGCAUGAUGUCUACAGUGUUGUGUAUGGUGAGAGAGACCUCAGUCGCUGUAAUGCUAAUCGAACUUAAAUUAUCGUGCAACAUAUUUCAAAAUAUUUAGAUCAGUACGGUUUUACUCACUAUUAUUUUAGUCGCUUUUGGCACGACAUACAACCGCCGCAGACACUCGUGCCUGAGGAAGGAUUCCCAAAGAAUCCGAAACAUGUCGCCAAAAGCGACUAAAAACUAUAGUGAGUGAAACCGUACUGAUCUAAAUACGCUGUAAUGCUUACAAAUAAUAGCAUAAUAUAUACUUAUACACCCCGCGAGUACGUCGAAAUUACAUUUGAUUAUAAAAAACAAUAAACCAUUUGACGGCCACUUGAUACGUUACGAGCGCUUCGCAGUUCGUAAGUAAAGGUAUCUCCAUACUGUGUGUUUGCAAUUUAAUCGAUAGUUAUGCUUACUGACUGCGCCAGUCUACAUAUAUAGAGUACCUAAUACCCGUAACUGCAUUGGAAAACGAAUUUAAAUUUAAACCUUAUUGUCGAGCAAUACAGUACACAAUCGAAGUAGUUUUCAUGUGCAGUUACGGUUCUUAUUAAAUUUAAUGUCCUGCGACUUUACAAAAUGUUGAUAAACAAGACCAGAAUUAGCGACUUAACUAGAUAGCCCUUUGAUCUCUCUCAAUAUACAUAACUAAACUUGUUGUAACUGUUAAAUUUUAACGAUUUCCACGUUUUCAAAUAGAUGAUAUAAUUAUCGAGAUACAGAUCUAUUUCAAUAUUCUUAGCAAUAGUUGUAAACUAUAUAUUAAUGAACAAAACCUGUUAUGCAGAAAUAAGUAGUAUCGACACAUUCCCGAAACUGCUUAUGAUGGUCGUUGAGAUUUACACAAAAUGUUCUAUCAUCUCUUUCACACUUAACCAUUUUUUUGGGAGAGAGAGAUAAAUUGUAAGUCGAUGUCGACCAUCAUAGGGUUUCUUGUAACUACUUUCUUAGUUUAUUUGUAUAUUGGGUUCAUUUACUCGCAUAGAUGUUAAGAAUUGCAGAUUGUAUAGAGUUACCCACAUUACCGCAUGCGAUGCCAUACAUUAGUAUUAUUUAAACAGUUACAAUAUGUAUUUUGUUAAGGUAAUAAACAGAUAUAUAUAUUUUUUUUUUCUUGGGAGUUUCGAGUAGCUCGAAAUGUUGUUUCUUCUUAUUGUUUAGUUUGAUAACUUUUCGUACCAAAGUGCGCUUCUUUUUUUUUCGGUAGAUGUCGCUACUCGCAUUAAGGCGUGUAAACAAAGAAGAUCACUUGAUUUAUAGAUACAUCUGAGUUAAGCAAGCUUCGUUGGUUUGAUCGAUUGGAUCAGUGUUCCAGAAGGCCACGAGUUCGAAUCUCGCUCUAGGUGUUUUUUUAUUUAUUAAAUAGAUCGAAAAUUUAUAAAUCGUUGCAAGCGGAGAAACAACAUUUGGAGUUGAGAUUGGAUCGCCCAGGUUGAAUUUGCCAUGCUUGUAUUACAGCUACCGCCGCAUAUUGGCGUUUAUCGCACAUACUCUCCCUGUUUGCAAUAGCUAAUUCGAUUAGCUUUACGACAAACGGUCCACAAUGUUAACGUGAGAUGGGCAGAAUCCGUGAAGUUGUAUUUCAUUCGCGGCUCGUGGCUCGGCUCGCGGCUCGUCUUGGCUCGAGCUCGUAAGUUCGUUGAGCUAUUAAUUACACUCUCGCCUCGUGGCUCGUCUCGUGUCUCGGCAAUAGCUCGUAAGCUCGUCGAGCUAAUCGAUUUGAAACACAAACGGCACAGUUUAAGGUUUGUAAUCGAAUGACAGCCGAACGCGAAUGUAAACAGCAAGCGCGCGUCCCCCGCGAGCCCCUUUGACACGUGCCCAAAAAACCGCUCCUCCACGCGAGCCGAGCCGCGAGACGAGCCACGAGCCCACCGAUUACACUCGCGUCUUAUGGCUCGGCUCGCGGCUCGGCUCGCACGCGAAUGUAAAUCGGCUGUAUGUUUGGUUGGAAAUAGAGUAUCUAAUAUAUAAUUAAUUAUGCAUGAGUGAAAAUCUAAUGCAAUAGAUAUGUAACGGUGUAUAUAGAGAUAUCUAGAACGUACGAACAUAGGCGUCUGUAGAAUAAAUCCAUAAUUUAUUGUAAACUAGAUAUGUUAGAAAAGUGCUGACUUUGUCUUGCGUUAUGUACUUUUCUAUAGCUCGUAUGAUAUAAAUGAUAUUUAUUUAUAUAUUGUGAAAAUCUAAUUGUGAUGAAAUAUUUUAAUGCCAUUUUAGCCUGUCAGUAUGUUACUUAUUGAAAAAUUAUUUAACCAAAUGAUGCUAGUAGUGUAAGAACUAAGAUGUUUUAUUCUUUACUGUAGUAUAUUAACGGAGUUGUAGCUGAAUAGUUUUUUCUAUUGUGUAUUACGUGAAUGACAAUCUGUAUGAAUUUAUUAAUACAUCACUUCGAUGUCUACAA
Cydia strobilella is the source of this 8268-nucleotide messenger RNA. RefSeq names its product arfGAP with SH3 domain, ANK repeat and PH domain-containing protein (gene Asap). Bases 176 to 3184 code for a protein of 1002 amino acids. Gene Ontology annotation, cellular component: cytoplasm. The transcript is spliced from 17 exons. Gene Ontology annotation, molecular function: protein binding; sequence-specific DNA binding; GTPase activator activity. The record is from RefSeq and is a predicted model, not a curated record. Gene Ontology annotation, biological process: regulation of DNA-templated transcription; positive regulation of GTPase activity. NCBI's taxonomy places the organism in Eukaryota, Metazoa, Arthropoda, Insecta, Lepidoptera, Tortricidae.